This is a messenger RNA of Lecanosticta acicola, 2749 nucleotides long. Lineage: Eukaryota; Fungi; Ascomycota; Dothideomycetes; Mycosphaerellales; Mycosphaerellaceae. The record is from the annotation of a GenBank genome assembly.
AUGGACGACCUAUUGGGAGAGGACUGGCAAAAGCCAUCCAAACCAACAGCUCCAUCGAAUAAUCCUCCCUUGAACGCAAACACCUUUGCAUCAAACAUUAGCAGCUUCCGAGCUAGCCCAGCUUUAUCACAGUCUGGUACAGCAUCGCCGAACAUCAGCAGACCUUCCAGCACCCUCAAUGGCGGCGCAAAGCCCCCUGCUUCCUCCGGCGACCAGUUCGGUAAUCUCUUGUCUCUCAAGUCGCAGAAGGCGACCGCAAACAAUGUAUCGAUACAGGAGCGACAAAAGCAAUUGCUGGAAGAGAAGAGACGUCAACAGGAGCAGCAAGCGACGAUGUGGGAUACUUUGGGCAGCGGCAAGGGAACACUAGAGUCUAGAGGGCCUUCCCCGAAUGUAGGCCGCGGCGCAUUCGAAGACGAGGACGAUAUUAUGGCGGCCUUCAAUAAAGACGCACCGGUGGAUAACGCUAGUUACUUUCCGCCUCCGACUUCAGAGGGCGCAAGCGGAAGGAAUACUCCUGCACAGCAUCAGCCUUCGGCUGUUGGUCAGUCUAGCGCUCCAUCAGGUGGCUUCGACGACGACGACGAUCCUUUCGGGCUUGGAUCUUUGCCAAGGCAAAUAAAUGGGCAUGCUGCACCUCAAACUUCCGCGCCCACUGCAGAGGAUGAUGACAUACUUGGAGAUUUGGGAAAGCCUGUAUCAGAGCGACCCCGACCGCCCCCGGCCAAGCAGGCCGUGCCUGCGCCUGAGCGCGAUCUUCCUGCGGAAGAGGAUGUAUCAGACAUACCACAGGAUCGUAAUUUGGCCGAACUUGUAGAAAUGGGGUUCCCCGUCGACUCUGCUAAAAUUGCUCUUGCAGAGUCGGGCGGAAACGUGCAAGGAGCAGUGGGAUGGCUACUCCAGCAAGCACACGAAGAUUCACGUCGAAAGGCUCAAGCGGGAAAUGACGAGAGGCGAGAAAGGCCAGUUGGAGGCAGUAGGAGCCCACAGCGGCGACCUAGGGGAGACCAGGAUGCUAUGCCUGCGUGGAUGAGGCAAGAAUCCCGGUCCGGAUCCGCCGUGAGUAGGCAAGACAGCCGUUCGCCUGCUGGCUUGGACAAAGACGCUGCUCAAAUUGCGCAGGAGUACGGAAACAAGCUUUUCAAAGGCGCUACCUCACUGUGGAAAGCCAGCCAAAAGCAGAUGGCCAAAACCAUGGCAGAGUUUCAACAGGAACGUGAUCCAAGUCAGCCCAAAUGGAUGCAGGACGCAAGUGCCGAUAGCAGCAGAUCCAACAGCCAGCGACGAGCAGACUCGGGAAGCCAGAGCGCAUCGGUGAGACGCGAGCCAGACGUCACAAAUGAAGCUGCCUUGCUUGAUAUGCCCAGGGAACGACCGCAGAAGCCAUCGCGACAGACUAGUGAGAGAGCGGACGAGAUACCUCCAAGGCAAAGGGUUCCGGCAGAGCCGUUGCCACAGCGACCUGCAGCUCAGCCUAAGUUCAUGCAACAAGCGCCUUCUGCCCAAGAGAAAAGACCAAUCACCAAGCUCAGUCGGCAAGCAGUUGAAGAGCAAAGCGCUCAGGCCUACAUCAGCCCAGCUAGGAGGAAAAAGGCUGCACCUAGGCAUGAACUUCAGCCUGAGCCUGAGGUCGACUUGUUCAGUCCUGCGCCAUCCAAAGCCUCCCCAGCGCCGACUCCGACCUCACGAUCUGUACCUUCUUCCGCUCCAACCAGACCAAAGGCGCCGCCUCGCAAUAUUCCAGCUGUUUCUCCGAGUGCUCUUUCUACAUCUGCUCAACAUCGCAAGGCUGGCGGCGAGGCUUUCAAGCGCGGAGACUAUGCCUCCGCCCAUGAAGCCUAUUCUGCGGCAUUGCGGCCCCUUCCAUCAAUGCAUCCUACCGCCAUUAUCGUUUACACAAACCGGGCUUUGACGGGAAUCAAGACAGGCGACGCCAAAACUGCUGUAUCAGAUGCAGACGAGGCACUGAAAGUCAUUGGAGAAAGCCAAGGAGUUGGCGAGACAAUCGAACUCGGUGGCGGUGAAGGUACAAAAGAUAUGCGCGAGUUCUUCGGAAAGGCAUUAAUGCGCAAGGCGGAGGCUCUUGAGCACAUGGAAAAAUGGACCGACGCAGCCGCUGUCUGGCGGAGUGCGGUUGGUGCUGGUGUCGGCGGUGCUGUGAGUUUGAGAGGACGGGACAGGUGUGAGAAAGCGGGUGCACCGAAAACUGCAGCUAAACCUGCGACUGCACGGAGCGCUGCAUCGGGUCCGGUCAAGGCGCCGCCUGCCAAAAGCUUGGGAAACAGCUUGCAGCGACCUACGCUCACGAACGCGACGUCUGCGGAGGCUGUGAAGAAGCUCCGUGCAGCAAAUGCCGCGGCAGAGAAGGCCGAUGACGAGAAGUUCGCUCUUGUUGACCAAGUCGACGCGCGCUUGACUGCUUGGAAAGGAGGUAAAGCAGACAAUUUGCGCGCGCUGCUUCAGAGCUUAGAUGGUGUGUUGUGGGAAGGUGCAGGCUGGAAGAAGGUCGGAAUGAGUGAUCUUGUUAUGCCGAACAAAGUCAAGAUUGUCUACAUGAAGGCCAUUGCCAAGGUGCACCCGGACAAGGUGAGUCAGAUUCGUGCUUGUCAAUAUCCAUACGGAGACGCUGACCUAUCUCUUUUCGCAGAUACCGCAAGAUGCUACCACCGAACAGCGGAUGGUGAGCGCAGCCGUGUUCAGUACGCUGAACGAGGCCUGGGAUAAGUUCAAGAAAGACAACAAUCUGUAA